AUGCUUGGGAACUGGAGUACACAUCUCAAGGGAGCAUAUGACUUGCUGGAAGCCUGCGGUGGGAUAAAAGGUAUUCCACUUUCCUCCAGGCUCGAGACCCAGAUAGGCAUACUCACAUGGUGGGAUGCCAUAACCAGUCUUCUAUCCAGAGAAGACUGCGUGUUUCCUUACACAUACUUUGAAGCUGUGGAAGUCAACCAGCCGAAAAGAGAGUGGGAUUUCUUUGGAUUGUGUGGGUGUCCGACGAGCCUUGCGAAGAUUGUCAUGCGGGUGGCACGUGUUGGAGCUCAGAUGCGGAACGAGUCCUCGCCACCGUAUUCUGAACACGAUGAGGCAGCCAUCACGGACGUUGAGAAAUCUCUCCAGGAUUGGUUCCACACGCCAGCUGUUAGCGGUUCGUGGGACGAGGAGUGGGUGCACCGGGAUCUGGAUGCCAUGCAUUGUUCUGAAGCCUGGAGAAAUGGCAUUCUCCUUUACAUCUUCAGGGUGUUCCGGUGGAAGCCUGGUGAUAGCGUGCCUUUACAUGUCUUGUACCGUGCGAGGACCGUCGUGGACCAUGUGGUAUCCUGCCGAGACGGAGAUAUGAUAUCCAGGCAGGCUCUGCUGCCGCUCUUCCUUGCGGGUUGCGAGCUGCGGGAUGAAUCCACGAGGAAGAAGAUUGUGGGCCUUUGCAAUGAGUGGGACGAGAGGACUCGGUAUCAUAUGUUUCGUGCUACGGUACCCCUACUCGAGGAAGUUUGGGCUGCUCAGGCGGAGAGGGGGUUUGAAAAUGUGUGGUGGGGGGAGAUGGUUGAUAGACGGCACUUGUCUGAGGAUUACCCCAUCAAGAUGAGAUUCUGCUUUGGCUAG
Clonostachys rhizophaga is the source of this 849-nucleotide messenger RNA. Lineage: Eukaryota; Fungi; Ascomycota; Sordariomycetes; Hypocreales; Bionectriaceae. The record is from the annotation of a GenBank genome assembly.